Molecule: messenger RNA, 4794 nt
Organism: Oncorhynchus nerka (sockeye salmon)
Lineage: Eukaryota; Metazoa; Chordata; Actinopteri; Salmoniformes; Salmonidae
Gene: tnn
Product: tenascin N
Exons: 19
Coding region: 222-4112 (1296 amino acids)
Biological process (GO): regulation of cell adhesion
Cellular component (GO): perisynaptic extracellular matrix
Molecular function (GO): protein binding
Source: RefSeq, a predicted model, not a curated record
AGAGACACUCCCAAACUACUUCCCAUUGGCCAUAGGCCUUUCGGAGAUGGAAUUUAACGACUUGAAGGAAAGACUGUUGCUGCAGGAGCCACGGAGGCAUUGGUUAUAAGGGCCCUUUCAAACUCCUGCUCUGAGCUUGUCAACAGGUGUCAGAGAGAGAAGCAAUAGAGCGACAGAUUCUCAGGCUUUCAGAGGACGGAGUCACAGGGAAUUGCGACACCAUGACUACUAGACUUCACUGGCUCUCAAGAGCCCUCUGCCUGAUAGACAUACUGUGCACUGUCACUACCACAUAUGUGACAGAAGAUUCUCCAGCCCCCGCUGAGAAAGGAGUCACCUUCAGCCACAUCUAUAAGAUAGACCUGACCAAGAGCCCUGGCUGUAAAUUGGCCUUGCAGACCAUGCCUCACCAGCAGGACCAGGGAUUAGGUCUGCAAGAGCUGGAGGGGGGCCCUACUCUGGAGGGGGACAAGGACAUAGUAUUCAGGCACCAAAUCAACCUCAAGACCUCAAAGUGUGACUGUGAUGAGUCGGAGCGCUUCAAGUCUUUGCUGUACAGAGUCAACGGGCUGGAGGAGGAGGUGGAACACCUGAAGAGUCAGUGCUCCCAGGGCUUCUGUGGUGGCAAAGGUGGUGGAGCAGGAGGUGUGGACACUAGUUGUAGUGGCCACGGGACCUACCAGCACGACACCUGCAGCUGCCAAUGUAACCCUGGCUGGGAAGGCCCAGACUGCUCCAUCUCCACCUGUCCUGAUGAGUGCAACGACCAUGGGCGCUGUGUGGAUGGCAAGUGUGUGUGCCUUGCUGGCUACAUGGGGAGUGACUGCAGCCAGCUGAUGUGCCCAGGUGACUGCAACGAUAAGGGAUACUGCAUGGACGGGAAGUGUGUGUGCUUCAGCCACUUCACCGGCGAAGACUGCAGCGAACAGAAAUGCAUUCCUGACUGCGUCCACGGUACCUGCGUGAAUGGAAUGUGUAUCUGUGACGAGGGCUUCUUCGGGGAUGACUGCUCUGCAGUGUUUGGCCCUAACGGCCUGCGUCUGGUCAGGGUGACUGAUGUCUCGCUGCUGGUAGAGUGGCAGGCGGUGAGAGCAGCAGAGUACUACAUCUUGGCCUGGCACCCUGAGGGCAGCGAGGCAGAGCUGGAGCGGGUCACCGUUCCCAACACAGACACCUCCUACCUGAUCACCAGUCUUAGGCCGGGGGUCACCUACAUAGUGCAGGUGUACGCUGUCAUCAAGGAGAUCCAGAGCGAGGGGGACAGGAUAGAGGCGACCACAGUGGUGUCUGGUAUUGAUGGUAUCCGGGUAUUGGGCCAGACUGAGGACUCUAUCCAGGUGGACUGGCAGAACCCUGCAGCACCUCUGGACCACUUCAGACUAACCCAUGCUAACCCUGACGGGCAGGAGGAGGAGCAGAUCGUACCUAUGAGUGCAGAGGCCAGGACCACCCACACCAUCGUAGGACUGCAACCUGGCACUGAGUACCUCAUCACAGUGCAAGGCAUCAAAGGCACCAUCGAGGGGAAAGCCUCCUUCGUCACCGGGGUCACAGAUCUUGACGCUCCUACGAACCUCUUGACCAAAGAAGUGACAGAGGACACUGCUACCGUGGAAUGGCAGAAGGUACAGGCAGAGAUCGACAGCUACGUGAUCAGCUACAGCUCUGCUGAGGGCUCCAGUGGGGAAAUCCCUGUGGGGGCAGACAGCAGCUCCUACAGGCUGACUGGGCUGAGGCCUGGAGUCAUCUACACAGUCUACAUCUGGGCUGUCAAGGGCUCCCGGGUCAGCAGGAAGAGCUCCACAGAAGCUGAGACAGAUCUGGAUGCUCCUGCUAACUUGUUGACCAGAGAAGUGACAGAGGACACAACGACAGUAACAUGGGAAAAAGUCCAGGCUGAAAUUGACGGCUAUGUGAUCAGCUACAGCUCUGCUGAGGGCUCCAGUGGGGAGAUCCCUGUGGGGGCAGACAGCAGCUCCUACAGGCUGACUGGGCUGAGGCCUGGAGUCAUCUACACAGUCUACAUCUGGGCUGUCAAGGGCUCCCGGGUCAGCAGGAAGAGCUCCACUGUAGCUGAGACAGAUCUGGAUGCUCCUACUAACCUCUUGACCAGAGAAGUGACCGAGGAUACAGCCGAUGUGUCGUGGGACAGACCUCUAGGGGACAUUGACGGCUACAUGAUCAGCUACAGCUCUGCUGAGGGCUCCAGUGGGGAGAUCCCUGUGGGGGCAGACAGCAGCUCCUACAGGCUGACUGGGCUGAGGCCUGGAGUCAUCUACACAGUCUACAUCUGGGCUGUCAAGGGAUCCAGGGUCAGCAGGAAGAGCUCCACUGUAGCUGAGACAGAUCUGGAUGCUCCUACUAACCUCUUGACCAGAGAAGUGACCGAGGAUACAGCCGAUGUGUCGUGGGACAGACCUCUAGCGGACAUCGACGGCUACAUGAUCAGCUACAGCUCUGCUGAGGGCUCCAGUGGGGAGAUCCCUGUGGGGGCAGACAGCAGCUCCUACAGGCUGACUGGGCUGAGGCCUGGAGUCAUCUACACAGUCUACAUCUGGGCUGUCAAGGGCUCCCGGGUCAGCAGGAAGAGCUCCACUGUAGCUGAAACAGAUCUGGAUGCUCCUACUAACCUCUUGACCAGAGAAGUGACCGAGGAUACAGCCGAUGUGUCGUGGGACAGACCUCUAGCGGACAUCGACGGCUACAUGAUCAGCUACAGCUCUGCUGAGGGCUCCAGUGGGGAGAUCCCUGUGGGGGCAGACAGCAGCUCCUACAGGCUGACUGGGCUGAGGCCUGGAGUCAUCUACACAGUCUACAUCUGGGCUGUCAAGGGCUCCCGGGUCAGCAGGAAGAGCUCCACUGUAGCUGAAACAGAUCUGGAUGCUCCUACUAACCUCUUGACCAGAGAAGUGACCGAGGAUACAGCCGAUGUGUCGUGGGACAGACCUCUAGCGGACAUCGACGGCUACAUGAUCAGCUACAGCUCUGCUGAGGGCUCCAGUGGGGAGAUCCCUGUGGGGGCAGACAGCAGCUCCUACAGGCUGACUGGGCUGAGGCCUGGAGUCAUCUACACAGUCUACAUUUGGGCUGUCAAGGGCUCCAGGGUCAGCAGGAAGAGCUCCACACCAGCUGAGACAGAAAUUGAUUCGCCUAAGAACCUAAAAGCGUCAGAUAUUAAGCUGGACGCUGCGACCCUGACCUGGACUGCUCCCUUAGCCAGAAUCGAUGGCUACAUCCUCACAUUCAGAGCUGAGGAUGGCACAUUGAAGACUUUGGAGGAGAAGCUGAGGGAAGGAGAGAGCAGGUUUGCCAUGUCAGGCCUGGAGAUGGGAAAGAACUAUAUUGUUACCCUCCUCGCUUACAGAGGAGCAAAGAGGAGCAGAGUGAUAGAGACCACAUUCAAAACAGUGGGUUUGUUGCACCCGUUCCCCAUGGACUGUACUCAGAUUAAGACGAAUGGUAACAUGGCGAGUGGAAUCUACACGAUUUAUAUCAACAGUGAUCGCACCAAGCCCAUGGACGUGUACUGUGACAUGGACACUGAUGGCGGUGGAUGGGUGGUGUUCCAGAGACGGAACAAUGGACAGAUGGACUUCAUGAAGCGCUGGAGACAGUACAUGGCCGGCUUUGGGAACAUGACUGAUGAGUUCUGGCUCGGUCUGGACAAUAUCUAUGAGCUGACCAAUACUCCUACCCAGUAUGAGUUGCGAGUGGACCUGGGUGUGGGUUCAGAGAAGGCCUAUGCCGUCUAUGACAACUUCAAGAUAGCCCCGGCAAAGCAGAAGUUCAAGCUGACCAUUGGCAAAUACAGAGGAACAGCAGGUGAUGCCAUGAACUACCAUCAAGGUCGCCCUUUCUCUACUGUUGACAAUGACAAUGACAUUGCUCUUGGUAACUGCGCCCUGACUCAUCGUGGCGCUUGGUGGUACAAGAACUGUCACCUUGCUAACCUGAACGGCAAAUUCGGAGACAACAGACACAGCAUGGGUGUGAACUGGGAGCCAUGGAAAGGCCACCUCAUGUCUCUUGAUUUCACUGAGAUGAAGAUCCGGCCAGUGGGCGCCGCCAGGAAGAGGAGGUCGCUUAGCAGCAGAACAGCUCCCAGAAAAUAGUCCCUCUGACUAACUAAAAUAUUCAAUGGGAACCUCAUUACAAACCAGGCAGAGUAGCUAGAGCCUCAACUCUAUCACAGGAUUACUGUAUAACUUACCUCUGUAACGUAUCACAUGACUGUCUUUAUUAUGAAUAGAGGUCCCCUUUGUGAUAGCAAAUUCAUCAGGGACCCCCUCAUAAUCAGAGUACAACUCGAGUGAGAUAAAAAUAGCAUUCAAGGAGUUUUACUAUGACUUCAGCAGUGCAUGGCCAGACGAACCAAGUCUCAGGCCCUGGAAAGGAAUGUUAAACAUAAUUUUAAAAAUGUAUAUUGUUUGACUUUUUUUUAUCUGGCCACGGACCCCUUGUGGACCCCACUUUAAGAAUCCCUGAGCUAGAUGACCCAUUGUCACCAUGUUUUUAGAAUAGUUAUACCGCUCUUGUUCACAUUCAUAACAUAGCAUAGACCCUGACCCUCUCUUCUAAGGUUUGGUCCCCUGCCUACCCAGCCUACUCUGUGUUAGCUAGACAUCACAUUUCAGAUGUCAUGCAUAGGAAAUAGAAUGGAUGAUAUGCUCCUGUGCUUGUAAGAUUGUAUUUUCAAAUGUGUAUUGUAGUUGUUGUAUUAUAUUCAUGCCACACAUUCUCAGAGAAAUAAAGUCCCCUCAAAAAAGUUGCUUUUUAGCUCUAGCAUCUACAGUA